This is a messenger RNA of Ostertagia ostertagi, 1146 nucleotides long. Lineage: Eukaryota; Metazoa; Nematoda; Chromadorea; Rhabditida; Trichostrongylidae. The record is from the annotation of a GenBank genome assembly.
AUGCGCUGUCUCAUACUUCUGGUAGCCGUUGGCGCGGUACUGGCUCAAUACGAGUCACAAAACUCAGGCUAUGAGACAGCCGAAGUAGAGCAGCCUGCUCCGGCCAGCCCCAUGUCUGCUGAUGGUGGCGAUCAGCAAGGGUAUAACAGCGAUGGCAGUGACGACCAAGGUGGACCUCGACCAGGAGGAGGAGGAGGAGAGGCAUAUGAGGGAGACGAUUCUGGAUCCUCUGGACCUGGACCAAGACCCGGACCAGGACCUUCACCCGGAGGUUAUUCUGGAGAAGGACCAGGACCUUCGCCUGGAGGUGGAGAAGGACCAGGACCUUCGCCUGGAGGUGGAGAAGGACCAGGACCUUCGCCUGGAGGUUACGAGGGAGGCGACUCUGGACCAUCCGGACCAGGACCUAGACCCGGGCCAGGACCACGACCAGGACCAGGACCUUCUCCUGGAGGAGACCAGGACCUUCUCCUGGAGGAUAUGAGGGAGACGAUUCUGGAUCUUCUGGACCAGCACCCAGACCCGGACCUGGACCACGACCAGGACCGGGACCUUCACCUGGAGGAUAUGAGGGAGACGAUUCUGGAUCCUCUGGACCAGCACCCAUACCCGGACCUGGACCACGACCAGGACCAGGACCUUCACCUGGAGGAUAUGAGGGAGACGAUUCUGGAUCCUCUGGACCAGCACCCAGACCCGGACCUGGACCACGACCAGGACCAGGACCUUCACCUGGAGGAUAUGAGGGAGGCGAUUCUGGAUCAUCCGGACCAGGACCCUAGACCCGGACCAGGACCACGACCAGGACCAGGACCUUCACCUGGAGGAUAUGAGGGAGGCGAUUCUGGAUCUUCUGGGCCAGCACCACGACCUGGACCUGGACCACGACCAGGACCGGGACCAAGGCCAAGACCAGGAGCAGGAACUAGACCAGGAUCAGGAACGAGACCUGGAGCAGGGCCAAGACCAGGACCUCGAGCACCACCUCCACCACCUCCUCCUCCUUCUGGAGGUGAAGAUGACAUGCAGUAUCAAUCCAACGCCAACUACCAGCAGAAUGAAGCUCAAAAUCCAGCACCAUCGAUCAGUGCCAGUGGUAACGAUGGUCUCGCCUACAGCAAUACCCUUCGUGCUCGCCGCCGUUAA